This is a messenger RNA of Malurus melanocephalus (red-backed fairy wren), 1443 nucleotides long. RefSeq names its product matrix remodeling associated 8 (gene MXRA8). Lineage: Eukaryota; Metazoa; Chordata; Aves; Passeriformes; Maluridae. The record is from RefSeq and is a predicted model, not a curated record. Gene Ontology annotation, biological process: establishment of glial blood-brain barrier; cell adhesion. The transcript has 8 exons. Gene Ontology annotation, cellular component: cell surface; membrane. The coding region runs from base 61 to 1428 and encodes 455 amino acids.
AAAAAAAAGUCCCCGGCUUGUUUUUCAAGAGAGGCGAAAACGCGGAGCAGCCGGAGGAAAAUGGAGCGGCUCGCCAGGCUCCUCCUGUGGCAGAUUUUCCUUCAGCAAAGUUCUGUGCACUCGUACUCAGUACCAGCCGACGCCUCGAACCCGUCCAGCGUGGUGGUGUCGGUGCAGAACGUCAGCGCGGCGCUGGGCUCGCUGGCCGUGCUGCCCUGCCAGAGCCAGCGCAUGGUGUGGACGCAGGAUCGCCUCAACGACCGGCAGCGCGUGGUGCACUGGGACCUGCUCAGCUCCUACUACGGUGAUGGGCGCACGGAGAGGCUCUGUGAUAUGUACUCGGCCGGGGAACAGCGCGUCUACAGCUCCUACAACCGCGGCAGGAUCCGCAUGCCCGACAACGCCUUCACCGACGGCAAUUUCUCGCUGGUUAUUGAAGGCGUUGCCGAGAGCGACGCGGGCACCUACUCGUGUAACCUGCACCACCACUACUGCCACCUGUACGAGACGGUCAAGGUGCAGCUGGUGGUCACCAAGAGAGCCGAGGAGGCCAGCGAGUACUGGGACGGCGAGAAGCCGGUGCUGGUGGCGGCCGAGGGCAGCACGGUGACGCUGCCCUGCGUCAACCGGCAGCACAUCUGGACGGAGCGGCACAGCGAGGAGGAGCAGCAGGUGGUGCACUGGGACCGGCAGCCCCCCGGGGURCCCCACGACCGCGCUGACCGCCUGGUGGACCUGUACGCGUCCGGCGAGCGCCGCUCCUACGGCCCCCAGUUCCUGCGGCAGAAGAUGAACGUGAGCGGCGGAGCUUUCGCCGUGGGGGAUUUCUCGUUGAGGAUCUGGAGGUUGGAGAGCGCUGAUGAGGGCACCUACUCGUGUCACCUGCACCAUCACUACUGCGGCCUCCACGAGCGCCGCAUCUACCGGCUGCUGGUCACCCGGCCGGCCGAGGGGAAUGGGAGUGCCCGCGGGGCYGCACCGCCGGCGGAUCCCCCCGUGGUUCGGGGUCACAACGUCAUCAAUGUCAUCAUUCCCGAGGGCAGGAUGCAUUUUUUCCAGCAGCUCGGGUACAUCCUGGCCACGCUGCUGCUCUUCCUCGUCCUCCUCAUCGUCGUGGUGCUCGUCACCCGCCGGCGCCGCCACAGAGGUGAGGCCAGGGGGAAAAAAUGUGGAAAGAAGGAUGUGAAUCUGAAGGAAUUCCCRGUGGACACGACAGAUCUGACCCCACACAAAAGUGAGGACAUCAGGCUGGAUUACAAAAACAACAUCCUGAAGGAGAAGGCCGAGCAGGGCAGGAACGUCCCGGCCAAAAACAUCGAUUUAGACAAAGGUGACCAAAAUUCCACCUUCCUGGUGGCCUUGGGGAUGUUUUUUUUAGGGGGAAAAGAAGAUUUUUGUAGGGUUGGAGCGGUGUCUGUGCUGCUGUGAGCUCGGAGGGGUGGG